Molecule: messenger RNA, 438 nt
Organism: Alternaria rosae
Lineage: Eukaryota; Fungi; Ascomycota; Dothideomycetes; Pleosporales; Pleosporaceae
Exons: 1
Coding region: 1-438 (145 amino acids)
Source: RefSeq, a predicted model, not a curated record
AUGGCCCUAUCGAAUUCAGCGACAGUUGGUGUAGUCAUAGCAAUCUUCUGCGUUGUACUCAUCAUUGCAGUCGCCCUUUACCACUACUACGUCGAUCGUCGUUGCAAGCAAAAUGGUACAUCCAAGGCAGCAACACCGUCAUCUCCUACUGGCUCUGGUUCCCCGACACCUCAUCUACAACAGCUUCUGGGCAAUCAGAAUCCACAGCAUCAGCAAGAGCAUACGCGUCCAAGCCUAGAGAACGGACCCGGUCCAACUUGGGUCGCGACAGCUGAGCCCCAUGCUUCUCCGUUCCGUACAAUUAGAGCAGUACCAGCUACUCCUAAGACGUCCUCCACGAGUGCCAUGCGUCCUGUUACUGGGGAAUUGGACAAGCGGAGUAGUCUGCACCAGGCGGUCUUGGGUGAGUACAAGUCACGGUCGGAGGAACAACAGUGA